AGAAUUUCACAUGGAUUCAAAACGAUGGUGGUUUGAAGGAGGAAAAAAACUCGUCUAGUAUGCUAUAGAGACGUGUAUUGAGCUACAAUUUAGACGAGUACGUGAAUUAGAAAGUAUACUGGUUCGUGCUAUCACCUACGUCGCGUUAUUAUGACAGAAUAGUGUUGGCGGUUCCGUCGGUAUCCUUUAUCACUGCGUGUUUUAUCAUAUAAAAAAUGAAAUCUCUACUGAAAACGAUUCGAUUCGCGCAGCCCGCGUUUUUCAAACCAAGAUCUUUCGCUACAGUCGUGCCACAGCAACUGGAUCCGUAUCAAGAAGAAGCUUUGAAUGAGAAAUUGAUCUUGGUAGACGAGAACGACCAAAUCAUCGGCACUGAUACGAAACGCAACUGUCAUAGAGUUAAAUACGGUAAAAUACCAUUGCACAGAGCUUUCAGCGCAUUUAUUUUCAAUUCGAAGAACGAAUUAUUGCUUCAAGAGAGAGCCUCUUCGAAAGUAACCUAUCCAAAUCAUCUUACAAAUUCGUGCUGCAGUCAUCCUCUAUACGAUAUCUUGGUUGGCCGGGAUAAUCUUCAAAAUACCGGAUUAGCUGUACAGAGAAGGUUAACCUUCGAACUCGGUAUACCUAUAUCGGAAGCGAUACCGAACCAGUUCAAAUUCAUCACCAAGAUACAUUAUUUUUCAGAAGGCGACGGUACUUGGGGUGAACAUGAAAUCGAUUACAUUUAUAUUAUUCGUAAAGACUUCACGUUGGUACCGAAUCCUAUGGAGAUAGGUAGAAUAUUCAGCGUGUCUAGAGCAGAUUUUAAUAGCUUCAUCAAAUCAUCCGGAUUACCUUUGACGCCUUGGUUUGAAUUAAUCAUCAAAAAUUGGCUAUUCAAGUGGUGGGAUAAUCUCGAUAAUUUGCAAGCCCUACGAGAUGAUAAAAUUCAUAGAUAUCACUAAUCCGAACCAGUGAUUCCAGAAGUGAAUUUUUCGAACGCUAGUAUUUUUAUUUAUUUUUCAUUCAAAAUUCUACGUCAUCGUUGUGUUAGAACGAUAAUAAAACUGUUAAUUCUUUA
This is a messenger RNA of Planococcus citri (citrus mealybug), 1060 nucleotides long. It is a transcript of the gene Idi, whose product is annotated as Isopentenyl-diphosphate delta isomerase. Lineage: Eukaryota; Metazoa; Arthropoda; Insecta; Hemiptera; Pseudococcidae. The transcript has a single exon. Bases 216 to 944 code for a protein of 242 amino acids. The record is from RefSeq and is a predicted model, not a curated record. Gene Ontology annotation, molecular function: isopentenyl-diphosphate delta-isomerase activity. Gene Ontology annotation, biological process: isopentenyl diphosphate biosynthetic process; isoprenoid biosynthetic process. Gene Ontology annotation, cellular component: cytoplasm.